This is a messenger RNA of Spodoptera littoralis (African cotton leafworm), 1629 nucleotides long. The record is from the annotation of a GenBank genome assembly. Lineage: Eukaryota; Metazoa; Arthropoda; Insecta; Lepidoptera; Noctuidae.
AUGAGUGAAACAGAAGCCUUAGAUCCUAUACAGGAGUUGGAGCUACAGUUCAUUGCUCGCCAGAAACCGAUGCAUGAAGCGACCGCUCGAGGAAAUUCAGCCAUACAGCAGUUCUAUAAUGGCCAGAAUGUGUUCGUGACGGGAGGCUCUGGUUUCUUGGGAAAGCAGCUCAUUGAGAAGCUCUUCAGAGCAACGAAUGUAUCGAAAGUCUUCGUUUUAUUAAGGCCUAAGAAGGGGAAGGCCGUUGAACUGAGAAUGAAUGAAUUACUACAGGAUCCUGUUUUCGACUGGGUCAAAGAACAUCGGCCUAAAGUAUUGAACAAGAUCGUGCCAGUGGCGGGGGAUGUCGCCGAAAUUAAGCUCGGCAUAAGCGACAAGGAUUGGAAAACACUUACAGAAGAGGUGAACAUAAUAUUCCACAUGGCAGCCACGACUAGAUUUGAUGAGACGCUUCGUGUAGCCACAAUGAUCAACGUACGAGGUGCGAAGGAAGCUCUGGUUCUUGGCAAGGCAUGCAAGCAAUUGAAGUCCUACGUGCACGUGUCUACAGCAUACUCCUACGCCUGCGACAACCUCAUCGAUACAGAGGUCUUGGAAGAUUUUUACAAAUCACCAAUCGAUCCUGAUACUCUGAUCAAAAUGACUGAGACUGUUGACGAAGAUAGAUUGAACAGUAUUACUCCUAGUUUAAUCAAGAACUGGCCAAAUACUUAUUCGUUUGGGAAGGCGGUCGCUGAGGAAACUGUGAAGAAUAUGUGUGAAGGUCUACCUCUGUGUGUGGUCAGACCAGCGAUAGUUAUAAGUGCUGUGAAGGAGCCAAGUCCGGGCUGGUUAGACAUGUCCAAUGUUUACGGAGCUAGCGGUAUUAUAUUAGGUCCGGGUAUAGGCCUAAUGCACUCGUUUAUGGCUCGAGAUGACAUUCACAUCGGUUUGGUCCCAGUAGACUACGUCAACAACGCCAUCCUGGCCGCCGCCUGGGAGACUGCCAGGCGAGUGGCUGCAGGGCACACGACGCCCAAGAUAUACACCGUCACUGCUUCUACGAGGAAUCCUACAGAAUGGGGCUACUUAGUACACGUGAUGACAAAAGAAAUUAGGAAAGACUACUCUACGCCCGCAGCAGUAGGGUGGGGUUUCGUUUGGCAGACGCAAUAUCCAUUGGUAUUCCUCAUCUAUUCAUGGAUUUUGCACCUUAUACCUGGACAUAUAAUUGAUGGAAUUUUCGCUUUACUUGGCAAGGAAAGAAGGUUCGUGAAAAUAUAUAAAAAGAUGUACAAUAUGUGUUCAGCGCUAUCCUAUUUUACCACAAACCAGUGGAGAUUCGUAGAUGACAACACUGCUUCGUUAUAUGACAGUCUAUCGCCCAUAGACAAAGAAAUUUUUGACUUUGACAUUUGUAAAAUAAAUUGGCGGGAAUACAUGUACAUUUGGUCUAUAGGGUUACGAAAAUUCAUAAUCAAAGAUGGCUUGAAAGGCACAAUUUAUGCUAGAAAAAAGCAGAUUGUUUUCAAAAUAUUAACUUUUAUAAUUAUGCCUCUGUAUCUAUUCGCUUUGUAUAAAGUUUUUAGCUUUUUCGUUGUAACUUCGUUAUACAUUUUAGGUUAUGUUUUGCAUGCGUUAGGUUUGUAG